AUGGCUGCGGAGACAGGAACUGCGGAAGGGUCUAGAAGACCCCGGCGCUUCACGUUCUCCGACGAAGCCCCUGCCCCGCAGUCUGCACCGGCGCCAAGCGCCUCGUCGACUGCCAUCCCUCCGCGGCAAGGCUUUUCAGCGGCCACCCCGCCGCCUUCCUACGGGGGCUUCAGCCAGCAACCAAGACCGGCACCGGCAGUACAUCCGCCGGCUGCUUGGCCCCAGCAGAACUGGGGAACGGCACCUGCUGCCGGCUGGGGCGCUGGUGCUGCUGGCCUCGCCGGUGCAGGUGAUGGCUGGGGAGGCGAUGCUUGGGCAGGUGGGUGGGGCCCAAGCGAUGGCUGGGCAGGCUGGCAGGGUGCCUGGGGCAAGGGAGGAGGAGGAGGCGCAGGUGCGUUUGGCGGCCCUCCCAUGUUCGGGACCGUGCUGAUUGGCACGGUAAAGAGCUACUCUGCCGUCAAAGGCUUUGGGUUCCUCAUUCACCCUGACAUUCCGCAGGACAUAUGGUUUGCGAAGGAAACCGUAGCUGCGGAGCUCAGGACCUCCGACCUAGCAGGGACUGCCAUGGCUUUCGAGCUCAUGAGGGCCCCGGAUGGCAAGCCUCAGGCUCGCAAUCUGCGACCCGCCCCGGCUGGCGCCGGGAUGCCCCCACCCCCGGUGAACCCCAAUCACCACCCGCAUGCAAUGCCGGGCUUCCGGCCGGGAAUGCCUGGCCAUCCCGGCCUUGCCGGAUGUCCGGGCCUCGUCCGGCCUGGCUUCCCUGGCGCAGUCCGUCCUUUAGGAGCCGUGGGUGUUGGAGUUGGAGUUCCGCUUGGUGGCUGUGGCCAGCCCAAAAGACGGGCUUGGUCGCCUCAUGCCGGUUCUCGAGCCAUAGCUACAGCCUCUUUGGAAGAGGGGCAGGCGGCAGGCGUCCCGCCACCUGUCGUUGAGGAGAAGGCUCCGCCCUCCGCGUCCGAGGCGGCUCCAGCAGCACGUGGCAAACUGCAGUCACGAGAAGAGCCCGUCCUCACGAAGAACAAGCGAGGAGUCCUCGGAGAGCUCCUCGGAGAGGCGGCGGAAAAAGAAGAAGAAGGGAUUGGAUUUGAGAGAAAGCGUCUCCGGCAUCUGAUGUGCCAAGUGCAUGCAGCCUUCACGGAGAACUUGUUGGACGAUGGGGAGCCCGAGCUGCUCGAAGGUCUGCCGCUCUGGAUCCUCGAGAACCAGCAGAUUGGUUGGUCUGGUGCCUGGGAAGAGACCCCGACGUCGGAAAGCCGAAGCUGGGCUGACAGCCUGAUCGAGGAGCGGGCACCACCUUACGAAGUCCUGGCCGAUGAUGGCGUGACGAAGCUGAAAGACGUUCACUUUACCUCGUCAGAUCUGAGGGUCCUGGUCUACCCAGCAAAGCCCGACGGCGAGGAAAUCUCCUGCCUCUAUGGCCCGAAGGUGGAUUCGACCACCGACUGCGAUGGCUGGAUCUACGCAACGAAGCCAAACAGGCUAGACUCCCAACGCCUGGGUGGUCGUGCCACACCUCGCUUCGGGGAUCGGGUGCGGCGCCGGCGCUGGCGCCGAGGUGAACCGCUUCGUUCCGAAAGCGCCGCCCGCAUCUUUUGGUGCGACAACAGCUCGAGUGCCAUGCAGAGCCUUUGGAAUGCUGUCGGUGACCUUGCUGGUAGACGCAGCAUGUCGCAAGUGCCUAUCGAUCCUACCGCAGUCAUCCGACGUUCGCACAGCGACGUGGAGAAGUACCAGAACCUCUGCCAGAGGCUAUCGCCAUGGGAUGAUUUGCCUACACUGGCAGACAUGGUGCUGGCGGCAGUUUACAGCCGGGCUGCAUAUGCCUAUACCGGACGGCGCGGUUUGUUCGAUUCCGUGACACAAGGAGCCAUGGUUUUCUCGCUCCACCGUGCGGCCUUCGACUAUGCAGAGCAUGUCGACGACGCAUCCAACGAGGCAGCCUUCCUCGACAUGAUGUGCCUGGCACCGGAAGACCUGCUGUGCGCACAAUGGCGCAGCCUGGGGCCGCUGCAGCCAGCCUUCGCAGUUGCACGGGAUCACACCCUUAAGUGGAUCGUGGUCGCGGUCCGCGGGACUUUGUCGCUGAAGGACAUCCUCACGGACUGCGCCGUAAACUCGGUUCCAUUUCUGGAAGGCACAGCUCACGAAGGCUUCGUGAAGACCUCGCAGAAGCUGCUCGAGGAGAUCGAGGAGCUGCUGCGGAAGGAGAUGCAAGCCCACCAGGGCUACAGGCUGGUGUUUUGUGGGCACAGCAUGGGUGGAGCCGUCUCAGCCAUGUGCGUGGCCAUGCUGCGGGAUAAGGCAGCCAAAGAUGUGGCGCGCUAUGGACAGUGGGCAUCACAGUGCUGUGCUUACGGCAUUGGCACUCCUGCGGUGCUGUCUCGAAACAUUUGUGAACGUCUCGCCCAAAGCCGCGCGGCUUUCGUGGUUGUGAAUGCGCAGGAUUGGUCUCCACGUGCAUCCGUGUCGAGCGUUUCCGAGCUCCUGGACGACUUGGUGGAGCUCAGCCUCGCGCGCACAAUGAUGCGCAUGGCCACAGGUGCUGGGCAAGAGCCACGGCGCCCCGAGCCUGAGCAGCUCGAGCAGCUUCCACCUGGCGUGAUGCUGCAAAUCGUGCCGGGCCAGGACCAGUCCUUGUUGAAAGCAUCUGUGGUGGAUUAUCGCCACUCGAUGCCUGCUUGGCCCGACGUCGCUGCUCACAUCCCUUUGGCCUACGUGGAAGGUUUGGCCGCGGGCCUCGCGCGAUGCCUUCGCAGCGAGGGCAGCGCGAAAUGGCGCCACCUUCCCGCACUUGCCGCGCUGCGCCGGCUGAUGCAAGGGGAGCGCGAGCCUGCAGCAACUGCCAAGCUUCCAAGCUUCCCCGACAAGGCUCGCGAAGUUCUCAGCACUGAGCUGCGGAUGCUGUGCUCUGAGAGGAGCCGGAGCCCGAGGAAAGUGGGCGAACACGCCGGCGCUAAGGGCAAGACAACAUCGCCGGCCAUCGAGCAGGCCAAGCUCGAGGCCUUGGAAAAGCUCAGAAAGCUCCAGUCCGUCGAGCCCAAAGAAGCGAGAGCGAAGGAGUGGAGAGCGCUGUUGAGAGAUUGGCAUCCGGACAAGAAUCCGGACAACAUCGAGGUGGCCAAGGAGGUGUUUCAGUUCCUCCAGAAGGGCAAGACCAUUAUCAACGUGUAG
Messenger RNA from Symbiodinium necroappetens, 3168 nucleotides. NCBI's taxonomy places the organism in Eukaryota, Dinophyceae, Suessiales, Symbiodiniaceae. The record is from the annotation of a GenBank genome assembly.